Messenger RNA from Drosophila innubila, 340 nucleotides. Its product is annotated as kunitz-type serine protease inhibitor. Lineage: Eukaryota; Metazoa; Arthropoda; Insecta; Diptera; Drosophilidae. The record is from RefSeq and is a predicted model, not a curated record. Gene Ontology annotation, molecular function: serine-type endopeptidase inhibitor activity. The coding region runs from base 14 to 268 and encodes 84 amino acids. The transcript has 2 exons.
CGCAUACAUUGCCAUGAAAUUAUUACUCUGCCUGUUUUGCAUGUUUUUUGCCUUUUUCCUGGCGAAACCAAGUCAAGAAGAAGAGAGAUGCAUGUAUAUGGCCAAUCCCGGCCCCUGCAAUGCCCAGAUCAAAAUGUUUGCCUAUGAUCCCUUCGAGAGUGAGUGCAAAGAAUUCUUUUAUGGCGGCUGCGGUGGAAAUCCAAAUCGCUUUGAAACUGAAAAUGAGUGUCGUACCGCUUGUAAUGUGAAGGACUUUUCAGAGGAAUAGAAAAAAGGCUUAACAACUCUAAAAUGCAACAUAAAAAUUGUUAAAUUAUAGAAUAAAAACUUGAAAAAAUAA